AGUUAUUAUGACGCGUUAACGUUAUUUGAAGCUUUAAUAUACGUUGGCGUGAGACUCGUCGACCUUAUUGCGCCGCAAACACCGCGAUGUCUAUUUUGGGUAGAUAUGUUUAGGUGUAACUAAUUAUUGCAACAGUCGCACUGCAUGCGAGCAAAACACAACGGCAAAGUCAUAAGGCAAAAGACACGACACGCAUUUUAUUAGCGAGUUGGUUUUAUUUUUAUUGACGGACAUCGCGAGCAGCGGUUUAGCGGCAUGUGGUGUAAUAGAACAUAAGUGGCGCAGCAGGCGCGCGCCGUACGUUGGCUGCGUGCCCGCCCAGCCGCCAGUCCCCGGAACGCCGGCUCGAUCGCCGCUUGCGCCGCGCCCGCACGCACCCCAAGCGCACCAUCUCCAGCGCACCCCAAUAUCCUUCUACUUCCUGCUAUAUUUACUAUGGUUACGCACUUAUUCAAACCCGAUAGAAAUUCCAUGAAACGAUUGAUAAUGUACAAUAUUAUGCUAUUACUUAUCGAGUAAUUUUAAUAUUAUCGCGCUUAGAAAGUCUGAGAAAUAGAAGCCGGUUCAUAGCAGCCGAUUUAGGUCGCCCGGUUCAGUGCUAGCAGCGGGAUAUUUUUAUUGCCACUGUUGGGUGCAGACGUACGAGCGCCUCGAGCACGUUGUUAAAUCAAUUAUUAUUUAUAGAGUAGAAUCGUAAAGCUCAUUCCAUAAACAUUUGCAUAUGUGUUGUCGACUGUAACUUCCUUUAAGAUCGGGCGGGAAUUGCUUUCGAAAUACUGACAUAGUGUGUAUGAUUGGAAUGUGACUGAUCGUUUAAACUUAUACCCAAUAGUGCGGCAUUUAGUCAAAACCGUAGUCAUUUGUGAAGUGCAUUUGUGUAAUUUGUGUGGUGUGUUGGAAAUAUGCAUCACUUAUAUCCACUAGCGAAAGGGGAUCCGCUCUGUCCGCUGGGAUUCCACCCACAGGUGCGGUGGCCGACGCGAUGCAAGCGCUGCUUCCGCGACUACAAGGAACAUGGAGGUGGCCGCAAGAAAGAGGAUGAUUUCACAGCAUCUACACCUAGUCUUUCCAGUUGGAACUCGCCGACGUCACGAAGUCGUGAUGAAGAAAAUGGCGCAGGGGUGGAGAAGACAGGUCGCGGCUGGGCCUCUAGUACAAAUCUCAGCUCUAUCGAACCUCCCAAGAAAGACGCCUUCUCCACAGGGUUCAGUAGAAUCAGUGCAUCGUGGACGUCGACGCCAGACUUGGGAGCCAAUGACACAGACACCACGACUGCAGUCACCUUCAGCCUCAAAUUACCUAAACGGAAGCUCACUGGACCCUUAACCUCCCCGGAUACGGGGCAAAGUAAUACCGACACAGUGACGUUACGGCGACCUUCAGCAUCGCCACCCCCUGCAGCCGCGGUCACCAUCACAAAGAACGACUCGCUCGCGGAGCGCGUACGCAAGAUGCAACUUAUAAAAAAUCAAAACAGCUUCGAAAAGGAAUCUAGUAUGGAAAAAGAGAGAGAACGAAGAAGUUUGUCCAGAAGUAAAGAAGAAGAAAAGCCAGUACGAUCUAAAGAAGAUAGAACUGCCACAAAAGACGAUGUAAAUUUUUUAAUGCAGGUAAAAAGCUCGCGAAAUUCGUCAUCAAACACAAAACCCCCAAUUCGAGGCGGACCGUCGCGCGAGAGAGAUGAAUCUGAUGACGAUGCUAGUACAGCUGGCACGGUCACCACGGAAACCACUCUCGUAGACGCCAAUGUUAAGGAAUAUCAGGAGCAAAUUGAAAGUCUAAGACAAGAAGUUGACACACUGAAGAAACGUUGCGAGCGAGUUGAGAAAGAAAAAAGUGAUAUUUUGCUCCGACGGCUGGCAAACAUAGACACGGCCAAUAAGUACACGACGGGGCGGUCCUCGGAAGUCUUAAAGUUGCAACAGAAAGUCAACGAACUUACAUCUCAGAACGAAGAUUUGAAGGAUGAGAAGAAACACCUCUCAUUAAGAGUCAAAGAGAUUGAAUGUGAAUUAGAGUCUCGACCAUCCGUUGAGGUGCAAACGCGUCAAGUAGAACAACUACGGGCAAAGUUGCUUGCAGCUGAAACCCUCUGUGAAGAAUUGAUGGACGAGAAUGAGGACAUGAAAAAAGAACUGCGAGAUCUCGAGGAGGAAAUAGAGGAAAUGCAGGACAAUUUCAGGGAAGAUCAAGCUGAUGAAUACUCUUCAUUGAGAAGAGAAUUAGAGCAAACAAUAAAAAAUUGUAGAGUGUUAUCGUUUAAGUUAAAAAAGACUGAAAGGAAAGCUGAGCAGCUGGAACAAGAGAAAGCUGACCAGGAGAAAAAGCUUUUAGAAAUAGUAGGCGGGCAGGAGGGUCUGCAACGAGAAAAUCGGAUAAAGGAAUUGGAACAGGAGGUUGCACGAUCAACAGAGGUUGCGCUUCGACUACAACGUGAACUAGCCGAAGCUAAUAGCAAACUCGCAGCGGCCUCAGGCGCGCCGCCCGCCAACCUCAAAAAACAACCGACUAUUGAUGGGAAAAUAUCACGAUCGUCCCUUACACGAGGAGGUAGUCAGGAGGAUCCAGCGCAGUUAUUGCGAGAUCUACAAGACUCGCUUGAACGCGAAGCUGACUUGCGAGAACAGCUACGAAAUGCAGAAGAAGAGGCUAGCCGAUAUCGGCAACGCUUCGGAGGCAGAAGACUACCUCCAUCGACGAAAAUUUCACAACCAUUCCAUCCCGAUCUAAUUCCACCUCAGAAUACUGCUGCAAAUUAUUCUGAAAAUAUUGACCCAAAUUCAAUGCAUCGCAUUCUCGAAAUGCAGUUGGCUUUAGAAAAAAACUUAUCUUCUUUCGAAACCAGUCGCUUAUCCAUCGGAAUUAACCAAGUGGCUCAAUCUCCACACGAUCAUAUCAUGACCUAUUGUCAGGGUUCUCAAACCGAUUUUAUAAUAAUGAACGAUGAAUCCACAGAUACUAGGAAAGUUACAUUAGAAUCAACUGUGCAAUGCAACAAUGAGACAUUAGAUACGUAUGUGCAAACUGAUAUAAUCUAUAUGAAAAAUAAAAACAUACAAACAGAUUUUCUUUAUAUCAAUAAUUUUACGCAAACGGAUAGAAAUAAACUUUGUAACGCAGCUAUACAGACUACUAUUAUGCAUGUCACUGAUAAGUCGCAACAAGCUAAUACGGGAUUCGUGAAUGCUAGUACAGAAACUGAAAUAAAAAAUUUGUAUAAUCAGAGAACUUCAACUGAUUUACUUGAUGUAAAUGAAUUACUCCCAUUAAGUAAUGAUAAUAAAAUAAUGACUGGUAUUUCAAACGAAAUUCGGAAAGAUCAGAAAGAUAAAUCUGACAGUCCGCCUCUUUCCCCUGAUAAAAUUGCAGCAGGUCCAUCUUCUUAUUUCUCUUUUCCCUUUGCAUCAUUAUUCAGUCCCUUGGCAGUAAGAUUACCAACUAUAGCCCGUAAAUUAUCUCCGACACCUCCAAAUAACAGACUUGCAAUUGAAGCACCCAACGAAAAAGAUGAAGGAAUAUCUGAUGAAGAAGACCCAGCUGAAUUGCGGCUUCUACUUGAACUUAAUGAACAAGAAGCGGCUGUCCUUCGCAGAAAGGCGGAAGAAUUAGAACAAGAUAGAGAUUCAUUAAAAAAACAAGUAAAAGAACUUACAGAUAAAAUUGCUAAUGUCACAAGCAAAACUUCAAACACUACAGUAACUCUUAGACGAAAUACUACUAAAAGUAAUAAUUUAGCUGAAGAAAAAGUAAAGGUAUUGGAAGAUGAAAUAGCUGAAUUACGAAAAAAAUUAAUUGAAAAAGAACGGGAUUGUGAACGUUUACACGCAGAACUUAGCCUCGCACAAAAGAAACCUAAAGCGUCUUUAAUUAAAAGCAAAUCUCUUGAUAGUACAAGUGAACAACAAAACGUAGAUCUUAAACGACAACUGCAAGUAAUAGAACAAGAAGCAAGUGUUUUGAGAAGUAAAACACAAAGUUUAGAAGCUGAUAAUGAAAGACUACAAGCAGAAAAUAAAAAAAUGCAGCUUCUAAAAGGUACUAAAACAUUCAAAUCAGAUAAAUCUUUAGAACAAAAUGCAAAUAAAAUUAGUCAAUUGGAAAAGGAACUAAAAGAAGCAUUGGAAAAAAUAAAGGAUUUAGAAAGUAAUAAAGAAAAAGCUGAAAAGAAAGUUAGAUUUGGCAGUGAAACUAAUAAGAAAGAUGUAGACGCUCUGAAAGUCAAACAAGACGAAUUUGAUAAAUUGAAACUUAAUUUUAAUAAGAUAGAGAAAGAAAAUGCAAAAUUACAAGCUUCCUUGAAAGCAUUGAAAGACGACGCAAUAAAAUCCUUUAAACCAAGAACUCCUAAAAAACUGACUGACAUGACAACUAAAUUACAAAUGAAAAAAAUGGUAGAGGAACUUGAAAAUGAAAUAGGUGAAAUGUAUGUAGUAAUGAAAAACGCUGGAUUAUCAUCUAAUAAUAUUAAUGCUAAAGCUCAACUUGAAAAAGACAUGGAAGAUUUAAAGUCUAAACUGUCUAAUAAUGAAUCGGAAUUCAUUAACGAAAAGAAUCGCUUACAGACUGAAAUAGGUAAAUUAAAAGAUUUUAAUACGAAGUUGGAAAAAGAUAAGGUUGAAUUUAAUGAGAAAUAUAAAACUAUACAAACACAAUAUGACAAUUUAGUCAGUGAAACAAAAUCCUUGAAAGAAAAUAAUAAAAAUUUAGAAACAAAAAUAUCUAAGUUAAACGUAGAUCUGAAAAAUGCAUCCUCACAACAAACAGCGAUGACUGAGUGUAUGAAGAAAAUUGAAGAGCUUAAAAAAGAAAUGGAUAUUAAAGAUAAAGAAAUUGAGAAGCUAAAAAAACAAAUUGAAAAUAUUAAUAAAUUAGAACAGGAUAAAAACAAAUUGCUCAAAGAGAUUGGAGAUAAAACUAAAAAGCUAGUUGAAUUGGAAAAGAAAUUAAAAGAUACCGAAGAUAAAUACAAACGUACUGAAAAACAACUCGGUCUUCGAAAAGAUCGUGUAGCUAAAUUAGAAAAAGAACUAUCAGAAGAAAAAGAACAAGCAGUAGCACUCUCCAAUUCAAACAGACGUUUAUCAGUAGAGUUUAUAAAUGAAAAAGACGACUUACAAACAAAACUGUUUAAAUCUGAAAGCAGACUUAUCGGUGUAGAAGCUGAUAUGAAAUUAAUGAAGACCGAAUACGAAAAUAAAUUAACAAGCCUGGAAUCUACUAUAGCUGCAAAAGAUAUUCAUAUAAAACAACUGGAAGAUGCCUUGCGGGAAACUUCGAAUCAAAAAUAUGAUGAAGCUAUAUCAUCAGUAGAAAUGGCACAAAUGCAAGAUAAAUUAGAAAAACUAACAAAAGAUCUUGAGGAAAAAGAAGAUGCUUUAACAAGUACCAAACGUGACUUAAAUAAGACUGAGAAGGAUCUAUCUACAAUGCAAUCAGAAGCUUCACAACUGAAAUCGAACAUUGCAAAAUUAGAAAACGAGAAAAAGGACCAUGAAAAUAAAUUGCAAGCGGAAAAAAAAGAAUCUAGUUACUGGGAAAGCAAGGCAUCAGAACUAGAGACAGACUUACAGGCUGAACGCAAGAAAUUAGAGCGAAUACGUGUCACUCAUGAUAAAGAUAUUAAAAACAAGGAAGCAGAGCUAGCAACAUUAAAGGGUAAACUAAAAAUAUUAGAACAGACUUCUGGUGCAGGUACAAAAAGAAUAGCUGACCUCAAGCAAGAGUAUGAAGAAACAGUCAAAAAACUAGAACAUUCGUUAGCAGUAGAAAAAGCAGAGUACGAAGAAUUGACCAGUAAAUAUGAAUUACUUGAAGAAGAACAUGUAGUAACUAAGGCCAGACUUACUGUAGAAAAAGAACAAGCACAAGGAGAAUUGCUACAUGUUCAAAAAGAACUAAAUGCGGCAUUAUCAAAUAUUAAAACUAUCCAAGACAAUUUUGAAGCACAAUCUGCAGCAUGGCAAAAAGAAAAAUCAAAUAUGCAGACUGAGAUAUCAUCUUUGCAAGAUCGAUUAUGUGGUGGAGGAUGGGAAGUAGAACGUGCAAGAUUAAACACACGUUUAGAACAGCGUGAACAAGAGCUGCGAACAGCAACUGACAAACUUGAUGUACUCACACACCAUCAUGAUUUAAUCAAAAAAGAGUUGGAAGAAGUUCGAAAGAAAUCAGAAGACUACGAGAAAGUGGCCAAAGUACAUAGGAACCUAACGGCGGAUAACGCUGAAUUAGAGCGAGAGCUGACAGCAUUGAAUACAAGAUUGGAGCAAGCAGAAAAAGCUAGAAAAACCGAGCUUACGGACACAAAGAUGCGAUAUGAAGAUCAAAUGAAUACUAUGCGAGAGGAGCUAAAAUCGUUGCAUAAUCAAGUGUCAAGGUUCAAGCGAGAAAGGGAUAAUUAUAAGCAGAUGUUAGACGCAGCUCAAAAAUCAAUGGCAGAAAUGAAAAGCAGUGGUAACACAAGAACUCAAAGAGCUUCAAUAUCCAGCACUGAUGAGGAAGAAUAUCGCAGCAAAGUAGCUACCUUGGAGCAACAAGUGGCAUGCCUUGAGGACGAAUUGUGUGAAGCGCGAAUGCUGUCUUCUAAACUCAAUACUGAGCUCGUGAGUGAAAAAUCUGCAGCCGAGGUGCGUCUAGCAGAGAUGCAAUCGAGAUUAAACGAGUACGAAGAGGAGCGACUGUUGUCAUCGGGAAGAGCACGAGUGGCAGGUCUAGCAACGCGAAUGGAACUCGCAUGGCAUAAAGAGCGGGAUGAACAGCAACGUCUCCUUCAGGAAACUUCCACACUUGCGAGAGAUUUGAGGCAGACUUUAUUCGAGGUUGAACGUGAACGUGACAAGGAGAGAUUAGAUAUGAAGAGAAGAAUCGAUCAAUUGAAGAGAACCACUGAAGAAGAAACAGAAGAAGCUAAGAAAAAGGUGACAGAGUUGCAGUGCGACCUGCUUGAGCUGCGCGACGCUCACGCGAAACUCCGUACGGCCAAUGAGAAGUUGCGCCGCGACAAAGAGCGCCACGACCGCGACCGCGACCAGAACAAGCUGCUUGUGGCCUCGCUCAAGCGCGCCCAGCAGGAAGACGACAGAAUAAUAACACAGCUGCUGGAAACAAUAGAGGAUUUAAUGAAACAGAGUCCAGACCUGUUCCGCACCGAUUCCAAUAUAAAACCUGAAAAGACUCUGAUGACACCUACACCGCCGAGACGAAACAGAUCAUCAAAGUCCCGAUCGCGGUCAGCAACGCCGGAAAGCGCGGAGGCCAACAGUGCUGCGGAGGCGGCAGCGACCGCGGCGCGGCUGCGUCGUCUCACCGAUGAGCUGCGAGCUUCGCGUAUAGCUGAGCGCCAGCGUAGGCAGCAAGCUAGUGCCAGGAGAGCUAUGUCAACGGAACCGCGAGACACGCUCUCUGUGACGCCAGCAUCCCGUACGCCUUCGCGAGCGCCCUCUCUCAAGAAACGCUCCAUCUCACUGGAGCAAACUACCAAAGAACAGAGCUUAAUUUGGAAAUCUGUAGAUGAGAGUAGUGUCUCUUCGAUGCAAUCCCUAGACGGUGAUGACGGCCGUUUGUUUACGAUGCAACGUGAUACCAGUCUCGAUAGCCGUUUGUCCGGUGGAUCAGCUCAAAGCGAUGUAUUGCCAGGAGAUAAAAAGAAAAAGAAGAGUUUAUUUGGCAAACUGAAAAAACUCACCAAAUCGCGAUCUAUAGACGAUCAAGUCGAUCAUCCAGAAAUAGUUGAUUUUAGACCAAUCGGCACUGUUUCUCAAGGUUCAGACUCUGAUAUGAGCGCAGCGGGAAGCAAACGAGACUUGCGUGGACGACUUUCUGAUAUGUUCAGCAGAAAAGGGCAACUGUCACGUGGAAACAGCAAAGAGCUGAGUCCGGAGCGUCCUGUCAGUGCGAUGUCGGGCAGUGUGAGCGGAGGUGGAGCGGGAGCGCGUCCAGUGUUACGCAACGCUAGCGCCGCUACACUCUCGCGUACUUCACCAGCUAAACCUCUCAAAGCGAACGAAGCCCCCAGCUCGAGAGCAUCAAGCGCUACCCCCGCAGCCAAAAGGAAAGGGAAAUAACUGACAACUACUAUUUUUCUCACUUUACUAUAGUGUAUUUAUCCAUUCUUUUAUGAUUUUCCACAUAGCAUGUAAUAUCACAAUACAUACAUAUCGACAAUUAUGUAUAACUAUCGACACAAAACAGACAGAUCUCUCGAACCCUGCCGAGAAUGUGAGCAUUUGCCAUUCAUUUGAACACAUCAAUCGGAAAAAGAAUAAUUUAUAUAAGUAAUAAUGAGUAUUAACUCCCUAAAAUGCUUAACCUCUAUUAAUACAGAUCAUAGACUUGUGAUGGAAUCGGCAGCACUAUCGAUAGUUAUGCAAGCCUAGUAAUAGUUAGUCACAACAUUUGUACAGCGACGGCCUAAACACUCCUAAAAUCCUAUAUCCUUAAUAUUAAAUCUUUUAGUGAGACAUCCUGAUUAUGAUUGUUAUUGUUAUGUCAGGGGCUCAGUAGUGAUUUCUUGUAAUUAUGUACUUGUAAUUUUAUAAUAAAACUGUUGAACUAA
Molecule: messenger RNA, 8551 nt
Organism: Galleria mellonella (greater wax moth)
Lineage: Eukaryota; Metazoa; Arthropoda; Insecta; Lepidoptera; Pyralidae
Exons: 41
Coding region: 903-8060 (2385 amino acids)
Source: RefSeq, a predicted model, not a curated record